Eremothecium cymbalariae DBVPG#7215 is the source of this 2190-nucleotide messenger RNA. It is a transcript of the gene SKP2, whose product is annotated as putative SCF ubiquitin ligase complex subunit SKP2. Gene Ontology annotation, molecular function: protein binding. The coding region runs from base 1 to 2190 and encodes 729 amino acids. The record is from RefSeq and is a predicted model, not a curated record. Lineage: Eukaryota; Fungi; Ascomycota; Saccharomycetes; Saccharomycetales; Saccharomycetaceae. The transcript has a single exon.
AUGAAGUGGUUAAUUGGGUUCAAAAGUGCCAAAUCUUCGAAUAGGGAUAAUCAAACAGACAGUAAUGGUGCUAAAGUUAAUUCAUGUUCAGGAAAUGCGGUAGUAGAUAAACUAGAUUCGAAUAAGACGCUUUUAUCCCUCCCUGAAUCAAUUCUUAUCCGAAUUUUGAAAUGCCUUGAUACUAAGAGUCUGCUCUCACUUUGCUCAGUGAGUCGUCCUAUGUACCGAAUCGUGAUCCGUUAUUUGUACGAAGAUGUUGUUCUUACUUCUAAGGAAUCCUUACUUAAGUUCGAUGCUAUCAUCCAUGCUAAUUUUAGCACGCAUCGGAAUUUGUAUAGCUGUAGGAAGGGGAACCGUGAUGAUCUAAGGUAUUUUGUCAAGAGAAUUGAGUUUAUGGAUCCACAGUGUAAUGAUUCGCACUUUAAGUUCAAAGAAUCAAAUGUCACAGCUCCAACGGUGGAGAUAAAUGGUGCCUUAUCUUACACUAAACCUUUUGGGAACCCACUCACUCCAAUGCCUUCUCGCAAGUCGUUUUCAACACAUGUUUCAGAUGUACAGAAGGAGCGACACUCUAAGGGUGGUAUGGCCCACGAAGGUCAUUCACCUUUACGUGUAUUUUUUGAUUUUGGCAGCUCUAAUAUUUCUGAUCUGGAAGCAAAAUAUGUUCACUAUACUUAUAUUGAGUUAAUGAUAGACAUCUUGGAUUAUCUUCCUAAUCUAACACACAUUUCUAUGAGCGAGGUACGAGCAAACUUUCGGAUACCUUUGUAUUACUCUAUUCUUAAUGAUGGGACCAAUGAAUACAACAGAAAGCUAUCUAAAGAACCGAAAUCUUUAACCCCUGAAGAUUUGCAGACGUUUAAGAUUUCUAAGAAAUGGCUAGCUGAGUAUAGAGAAAAAUUCAAUUCGCUUCCCAGGUAUAAAAGUUUGGAGAUAAGAGCUGCAUCGAAUUCUAGAUCAGCUGUAUACCUGCGACCAAAUUGGCUGUGCUUAUUUGGUGUGUGUAAAGAGUUAGUGUUGGUGAAUGUCACUAUUGAUACACAAUCCCUUCAUGCUCCUUUAGAAUAUUUACCGUUAUACACUAAAGUGGGGGAUCAUGGGUUUAUUAUCGUAAAUUCCCCUGUCGAGACGCUCAUCCUGAAUUCCUGUACAAUAGUACCAGGUAACGGCAUUAUGAAAUUGCUACACAGUUAUUUCGGUCGUGUGAGAAGGCUGUCGCUUUUGAAUCUGGAAAGUCAGCAUGACCUGCUGCUGAGCAAAUGCCUUCCACUAUUGACUCACUUGACGAUAGACUUCAAUAGCCAAUGUUUCACUAAUCAGCAACUGGUCGAUGGUAGCUACUAUUUUCCAUCCGAAGAGUGGACUGGCCUUCACAUAAAUGACGAAAAUUCACUUUCAGAAACUCUAAUUGAUAGUUCAACUCGCAAAACAUUUUUAACACCUCCGCCAAGCACACCCGUUAUAAUCGCUAUCAAUUCAGGUGCCAUUAUCCAAAACGAUAUGGAAUAUUCAAAAAGAGGCGCCCUAAUUACCAAGGAUCAGAAAGAAUAUUUUACCUAUUUCCGAAUACACAAGUUUUAUUACUUUUAUCACUACUUCAAGAAUAUAUGGGAUCGUAUUUGUUGUCAAAACAUUGAUUUAAAAAUUAUAAAUAUUCCAUUCACAAAUGUGCGUCCGUUAGAGCCAUGUCAAUUUUGGAAACAAUUUAUUCGUUAUCAAUGCGAUGAUCAAGUUACGGUUUGUGGGAAUAUUCCAACAAGCGAUCCCCUUAUGGCUGGUGAAAAUGAACAGUAUAGUUGGGAUGCAAAAUUACAAGAAAGUUAUCGAAAUGCGUUGCGUAUCUUAGAUGAACCUCAACAUACUUACACGUCAUCGGCAACUGAGGACACUGGGAACCAUCUUGUCCCGGAUGCAUCCGUACUCAAUAAUUUCUUGAACUACCACAUGUUUAAAGAUAUACCCAAUAUAAACCUAUGGUUUUUCAUGAAGUCCUUGGUCAAAUUCAAAUCUGUCGAAUUCAAUAUGUUACGAUCUUGGUCCUUAUGUACUCCAAGAACGAGAUUUGAUUGGGAAUUGCUUUUGAAGCCCGUGUUAGAGGGUCAGAUACCCGUCCGAGUUAAAGAUAACGUCGGUGUCAACUUGUAUUCGUAUGGAUUCAAACCAACUAUAAUAAGUAGUGUGACUGAAUAA